This is a messenger RNA of Alternaria incomplexa, 195 nucleotides long. RefSeq lists its product as uncharacterized. Lineage: Eukaryota; Fungi; Ascomycota; Dothideomycetes; Pleosporales; Pleosporaceae. The record is from RefSeq and is a predicted model, not a curated record. Bases 1 to 195 code for a protein of 64 amino acids. The transcript has 2 exons.
AUGGGUGCGAAGCUCGCAUCUAAGAUGCAGGCGGCUCAGGCUGCAUCUGGCUAUCCUCCGCCCGGUGGACAAGGCGGCUACGUAAGUCUUCAAGUGAAGGGUGAUGUUGGCAAUGAUUCACUAAUGCAACGUAGCCUGGACAGCCACAGUAUCAAGCGUAUCCAGGUGCCCAAGGUGCCGGUGCUCCCGGGGUAA